CAGCAGCCGUCGAGACGAGUCUCUGUCUCUGAAAGGAAAUUCAGACUGACUUCAUCAGGUCUUUCUCAACAACACAGCAGAGUCUCUGCCAAACACUGGCCCACUAUACAGCAGCCCACUGGAACUGCUUCAAACUGCCUCUCAGUCCGUUCUCAGGACUUUAGGCUGUUUCACAAUAAAAGCUUUCUACCAGUGAACCAGCAGGAGGCUUUUAAUGUGAGCAGCUAGAGGAAAUGCAAUAUGUGCACCAUCAAAUAUGGUUGCUACAAACUCUCUGAGAUCUGAAGAUCAGUUCCUGUGCUCCAUCUGUCUGGAUGUGUUCACUGAUCCUGUCAGCACACCAUGUGGACACAACUAAAAACUGCAUCAGCAAACACUGGGAUAUUAAUGUCCCAUGCUAGUGUCCGAUGUGUAAUGAGGUUUUCAACACGAGACCGAAGUUGCGGGUCAACACUUUCAUCUCUGAGAUGGCUGCUCAGUUCAGACAAUCAGCUCAGCAGGAAGCCUGCAGCAGCAGCAGCAGCAGCAGCUCAGAGCAACAAGAGUCCAAACCAGGAGAAGUUCCCUGUGAUGUCUGCACUGGAACCAAACUGAAGGCCCUGAAGUCCUGCCUGGUGUGUCUAGUCUCCUACUGUGAGACUCACCUGGAGCCACAUGAGGGGGCUGUAAGGAGAGCUGUGGCUCAGCUGGAGGAGACGCUCAGUAAAGAGAUGAAGAAGCUGUUUGAGUCUGAGCUGAAGAGGGUCCAGCAGUAUGCAGUGGAUGUGACUCUAGAUCCUGAUACAGCACAUCCUAAACUCAUCCUGUCUGAUGAUGGGAAACAAGUGUAUGAUAGCAAUGUGGAGAAAAAUCUUCCAGACAAUCCAAAGAGAUUUGAUACUUGUGUUAAUGUCUUAGGAAAGCAGAGUUUCUCUUCCGGCAAAUUUUACUUUGAGGUUCAGGUUAAAGGAAAGACUGACUGGGAUCUAGGAGUGGCCAGAGAGUCGAUCAACAGGAAGGGAGACAUCACACUGAGACCUAAGAAGGGUAACUGGACUGUAGGGUUGAGAAAUGGAAAUCAGUACAGAGCUCUUGCUGGCCCUUCAGUCCGUCUCUCUCUGAAGUCUCGGCCUCAGAAGGUGGGGGUGUUUGUGGAUUAUGAGGAGGGUCUGGUCUCCUUUUAUGACGUAGAUGCUGCAGCUCUUAUCUACUCCUUUACUGGCUGCUGCUUCACUGACAAACUCUUACCAUACGUCGGUCCCUGUAAUAAUGAUGGUGGUAAAAACUCUGCCCCUCUGAUCAUCUCUCCUGUCAGAGUAAACUAAUCACUUCUUAUUUUUUUAUGUAUUGAUGUAUUUUUAUUAAAAGUGAACAAAUGUACAUAUUUAGUUUUACAUCGUAGAGUUUAAAUCUUGUUUUCUGCAGAAUCUGUUUACUGUGACUGAUCUACACUUUAUCUAAAAUUUAUUAUUAUACAGUAUCUCUAAGUGAGUACACCCCUCACAUUUUUGUAAAUAUUUUGCAAUAUCUUUUCAUGAGACAACACUGAAGAAAUGACACUUUGCUACAAUGUAAAGUAGUGUACAGCUUGUAUAAAUAAACUGUAAAUUUGCUGUCCCCUCAAAGUAACACAUCCACAACAGCCAUUAAUGUAUAAACUGCUGGGAACAAGUGAGUACAACCCUAAGCUAACUAACCCUAACCCUAAGAGUCUACACAAUACAGUAUAUGUUAUUGUUGGAGCUGUUACGGCCCUUGAGCCCUGUGUCUGUGUACUGCUGCUCGUCUGUGCCCUGCAGGUCCUGCCCUUCCCCCCUCUAAUGUUGCAGCCAGGAGGCUAGGGUGCACACCUGUCCCCAGUUACAAUCAGCGGGAGCGCAGGAGCCGGUAUAAGGAGCAGAAAGCAGGCAGACUGGGUGUGGAGAGUGGGGAGUGCAGACGGCAUGGUGAGCUGGGUGAAACGACAGUGCAGCAAGCGAUAAGUCUGAACCUUGUGGUGGGGUUCACUCCCUCAGUGGAGGGAGGGCGAAAUUCGUUAUUGUAUCCUGUGUUGUUUUCUCAUUUGUGGCAUUUGUGGGCGCUUCCUUGUUUUUGGGAAGUUGUUUUUUGUAGACCCUCCCUGAGGGUACCUUAGCUUUUUUUGUCUCCUCUUUGUAAAUAAAACGCGUACGACCUGUAAAAGCUGUCUCCUGGCUUCCUUCAACCUGGAAUGAUUCUAUUAUUGUCACUAACCUCCUCAUCCCCUGGACUUUCCACUGGAGGUUCGUAACAGGAGCAUAAAAGGUUAAUGGACAAAGUUAAUUAGUAGAAUGGAAAUUUAAUUUUCUGUUUUGGUUAAUUACUGGACACUUUUAUUUGUUUCAUGAAUUCUGGUCAGAUGAAUUAUGAGUCAGAGAAAUCUGUAAACAAGUGAUUGUAAAAUAAACUAGUUGUUGAACA
Molecule: messenger RNA, 2418 nt
Organism: Micropterus dolomieu (smallmouth bass)
Lineage: Eukaryota; Metazoa; Chordata; Actinopteri; Centrarchiformes; Centrarchidae
Product: zinc-binding protein A33-like
Exons: 3
Coding region: 408-1304 (298 amino acids)
Molecular function (GO): protein binding
Source: RefSeq, a predicted model, not a curated record